Messenger RNA from Xenopus tropicalis (tropical clawed frog), 2436 nucleotides. RefSeq names its product septin 7 (gene septin7). NCBI's taxonomy places the organism in Eukaryota, Metazoa, Chordata, Amphibia, Anura, Pipidae. The coding region runs from base 130 to 1407 and encodes 425 amino acids. The transcript is spliced from 15 exons. The record is from RefSeq and is a predicted model, not a curated record. Gene Ontology annotation, molecular function: GTP binding. Gene Ontology annotation, cellular component: cytoplasm; cleavage furrow; cytoskeleton.
GUGUGUGGGCAGUCGCUUCAGCUUCCUUGCCAUUCGCCUACGUAACACGUAGAGGAACGUCCCGGGGCUGUGUCAGAGAGUAUAGAGGCGCGCAAGGCGAGGCACAGACUCUACAGCACUGUUCGAACCAUGGUAGCUCAACAGAAGAAUCUUGAAGGCUAUGUCGGGUUUGCCAACCUCCCAAACCAAGUGUACAGAAAAUCUGUGAAGAGGGGGUUUGAGUUCACGCUUAUGGUAGUAGGAGAGUCAGGCUUGGGAAAAUCAACUCUCAUCAAUUCUCUUUUUCUUACGGAUUUAUAUGCACCUGACUACCCUGGUCCAUCACACAGAAUUAAAAAAACUGUUCAGGUUGAGCAGUCAAAGGUUCUUAUCAAAGAAGGGGGAGUUCAGCUGCUUUUGACAAUAGUUGACACACCAGGAUUUGGAGAUGCAGUGGAUAAUAGCAACUGUUGGCAGCCAGUCAUUGAUUACAUUGACAGUAAAUUUGAAGACUACCUGAAUGCAGAAUCACGAGUCAACAGACGACAGAUGCCAGACAACCGUGUGCACUGCUGCUUGUAUUUCAUUGCCCCUUCAGGCCACGGACUAAAGCCAUUGGACAUUGAGUUCAUGAAACGUUUGCAUGAGAAAGUCAACAUCAUUCCGCUUAUUGCCAAAGCUGAUACUCUCACACCAGAAGAAUGCCAACAGUUCAAAAAACAGAUAAUGAAAGAAAUUCAGGAACACAAAAUCAAGAUUUAUGAAUUUCCAGAAACAGAUGAUGAAGAAGAAAAUAAGCUUGUUAAAAAAAUAAAGGAUGGUCUACCUCUUGCUGUGGUUGGAAGUAAUACUAUCAUAGAAGUCAAUGGCAAGAGAGUACGAGGAAGACAGUAUCCUUGGGGAGUUGCAGAAGUGGAAAACGGUGAACACUGUGAUUUCACUAUUCUGCGAAACAUGUUGAUAAGAACUCACAUGCAAGAUCUCAAGGAUGUGACCAACAAUGUACAUUACGAGAACUACAGGAGCAGGAAAUUGGCAGCUGUGACUUAUAAUGGUGUUGAUAACAAUAAGAACAAAGGGCAAUUAACAAAAUAUGACACAGUUGAAGGCAUGAGCCCACUAGCUCAAAUGGAAGAAGAGAGGCGGGAACAUGUGGCCAAGAUGAAGAAGAUGGAAAUGGAGAUGGAGCAGGUCUUUGAAAUGAAGGUCAAAGAAAAGGUUCAGAAGCUUAAGGACUCUGAAGCAGAGCUUCAGCGACGUCACGAACAGAUGAAAAAGAAUCUAGAAGCUCAACACAAAGAAUUAGAGGAAAAACGGCGUCAGUUUGAGGAAGAAAAAUUAAACUGGGAAACUCAGCAACGUAUACUGGAACAGCAAAACACUUCCAGGACUUUGGAGAAAAACAAGAAGAAAGGGAAGAUAUUUUAGAAACAUUCCUGGAGCACCACUCUGUCAUACUUAAUAAGUUGCCAACUUGCCAGCCCAGACAUCAGUGUUUGUUGGAACCAUUCAGCCACUUUUGAAACCAGUUGCAUCCAUAAAUGUUGGAUUAAACAGCAUGACCUUUUUUUAUUAUUCUUGAGGGAGAUUAAACAUGCCUUGAAUUGUCUGAGGUUUUGCAUACUUGGAGAACUAUAUACUGCAAGUGAUUGCUUCCCCUUCUUCCCUCUAUCUCUUUUUAACAGAUGGCUUCAUUUUAAACACGAGAUAAAGCAUUUUCCUCUUGUAUAACUAAGGUCUUGGGGCUGAUUGCAGGAUAUUCCACAAUACAUGGACUCUGGCUUACAAUGAAGAUAAAAUGCCAUACUUGCAUCUUUUAACUUGCUUAUGUAAUGCAAGACUUCCAUACAUACUGUCUAUUGUAUUUUCCAUCUUUCCCAUAAUUUUGACACUUCCAUUGUUUAGUUCUACACUUGGGAAUAUAGCCUUUACAGUGCACAAAAUGCUUUUUCUUCCUUUUUAUUGUUUUUUUUUUUUUUUUUUUUAUAUACAAUCACCCUAUUGUGUUUGGUGAAAUCUUUACGUAUAUGCUAUUUCCAUUUAGUUACUACUUUAGCCAGAAAAAUCUAAUUUCUGCUUCCUUUUGUAAUAUUUACUUUAGAUAUUUUUCUUCCAAGUAUUGGCCCUUUUGAAUUAAAGUGUAGUUUAUUUCAUUGUAGUAUGAACCGUUGAGUAAAACUUUUUUCCAUCCUCACCUUAUAAAUUCUUCUUUGUUUUCUGGUAAGGCAGUAGGAAUGAUACUUUAGUGGUCAUUUCUAGGUCAAAUUAACAAGUCUGUUCUACCUUUCUGUGCAGUCUGUUUUAUGUUUUAAUAGAUAUGAAAUAAUUGCCUAAUAAGAAGCGGAACAUCACAAUUUUGCAUUUAGCUGUGUUCAUAUACUGCAAUUCUGUAUUUUUUUUUUUUGUUUGUAUUGUACAAAGUCACAUAAUAAACAAUGUUGUGAUGUAAUACUGCAA